AUGGAUGAUUCAAGCCUGUCCAGCGGUGUUGACGUAGACAAAGGCUUUGCCAUUGCCUUUGUUGUUCUUCUAUUUCUGUUCCUAAUUGUGAUGAUUUUUCGCUGUGCCAAGUUGGUGAAGAAUCCCUAUGAGGCCAGCUCCCCAACCACAGAACCAUCUCUGAGCUGA
Neomonachus schauinslandi (Hawaiian monk seal) is the source of this 168-nucleotide messenger RNA. It is a transcript of the gene CTXND2, whose product is annotated as cortexin domain containing 2. The transcript has a single exon. NCBI's taxonomy places the organism in Eukaryota, Metazoa, Chordata, Mammalia, Carnivora, Phocidae. The record is from RefSeq and is a predicted model, not a curated record. The coding region runs from base 1 to 168 and encodes 55 amino acids.